Ectocarpus siliculosus is the source of this 1031-nucleotide messenger RNA. NCBI's taxonomy places the organism in Eukaryota, Phaeophyceae, Ectocarpales, Ectocarpaceae. The record is from the annotation of a GenBank genome assembly.
AUGGCAGCUCGGACGCCUCGCCAUGCCAAGGGUCAGAGGACUGCUCCUGAACCACAAACGCACUUGAGGCGUCGAUGGCUUGAUAGGUACUGCACUUCGCCUGAGGCGAUGGAUGCUUCUCUGGGUGCUGUGGAUAUCACGGGAUGCGUUUUGGACAUGUGCGGUGGGCCCACGGACGCCGUCGCGACCCGUCUUCGAUCCACGUGCGAGAUUCUCACGAACGACGUAAGCUCGGGGCGCCCGGCGGAUACCAACCUUGACGCAAGCUUGGAGUCAUUCCCGGAAGACUUUCUCGCAGCUUACUCUGGGAAAAGGCCUGAGUGGGUGGCGACAAGCCCUCCGUACAGCAGGGCUCUGACUUUUGUCAAGGCCGCCAUGUCGUUGGCGACAAAAGGCGUGACGUUCAAAAUGCACAUUUUUUUCCUGGAACCUUGCGCCGAUUGGGGUGGUUGGCUGCAAACGAACCCCCCGUCAUUGUGUGUGUUUCUACGCAGAGCCAAAUACACGCGUGCGAACAAUGCGAAGACUAGCGAAUUCUGGGGUGUGUGGUAUACUCAGGAAAUGAGCUGCCGCAACAGGACGAGGCUUGUUUUCUGUCCUGAAUAGCACGGCUGCAAUUUCGAGCACAGUAUGGUCGGACGUGCAAGUUUGGCUUUCGAAAUAGGUUGGUUGGGUUGGGACAUGUACAAGGUGUAACGUCCCCGCCAAACUUUUCCCAAAAAUUAUUGGUUGUGGGAGUAGAUAUGCAGGUGUCGUAAGACAUUUAUUUCGGGGAUGGGGGGUAGUCGGAGAGCGACAUGAUUGAGCACCGAUCGAAGUUGGGCAUGUUUUCGGGACGUGCUCUAAGCAUACCAGCAAAUGUAUGGAUGUGGCAGUAUCGGUGCACGUAAUAAGUUCUGGUGUCAUGUUUUUGUUUUGAUUGUGCUAAGGCGCGUUUAGUUUUUUGUGUGUGUGUUGUUGUGGCGGCAUGAAUCCGGGAUAGCUCUUGAGCGUGUUCAUUGCGCAGAAAAAAAACUGAGGUCGAUUUACAU